ACUCCCUCCCCUCACCCCCACCCAUUUUUAUUCCCGUGGAGCAGGUGAAAAAACCGUGUGAUGAAACAUAAUCCUUCCCACGCUCACACCCUACCCUAUUACCCUCUCACCUACGACGCCGCCCCCGUUCCCCACGGACGCCAUGGCGGCCGCAGCCUUCCGAUCCUCCUCUGAACGCAUCGUCGCCUGCGACACCGCCUAACCACGGUCUCCACUGGUGCCGCGAUGGUCGCGGCCUCCACUCACGACGGGAUCCGGCCUCCACUACUGUGCAUGGGUGCGACGGGAUAUCGGGAUCCACCACUCCUCGGCCGCCGCUCGACCUCCACGACCGCGCCUCGCCAAUGCUUGGUUCCCCGCAUCCCGCCCUUCAUCGAUAUGGACUCGUGCUAUUCGACCCCAUGGUGCCAUGCUGGACGCGUGCUCCGCGGUCCUCCCUCCCCUCCCUCCAUGGUCUCGUAUAGUCAAAGGACGAUGGCGAGCCCUGGCACGGACGCGUGGGCUGCUGUUUUGGCUGAUGUCCUACAGUGCAGGCUGCAGGCAUGAACUAUUAUGUAUAUAAAUGAUGAAUGGGUGCUGCCUUGAACCAUCAGCAGAUUAGCGUUGCUUGCGUUGAUCAAACGUUUGCCCUGGACAUCCUGCUUAACGUCGACGGCUGCAAGACUAGCAGGCUUGAGAUAAUCACGCUCCCGCUCGCUCGGCCUCCUACCCCGCACGGGACGAGAUCGGUACACUGAUGGUAACAGCUUCGACGAGGUCACCUCUCCUUCGCAGCUUCUCCUCUGACCUUGUCGCUCCUCUAUCUCAGUAGACCACUUGCAGGUUGCCGAGGCCUUCCGCGCAUUUGACGGAGGCAACGGAGGAUGCAUCUCAACUGCCCAGCUUGUGCGCUCCAUGCUGCCAUUACAAGUGGCUGGAGGAA
Messenger RNA from Triticum dicoccoides, 922 nucleotides. RefSeq lists its product as uncharacterized. The coding region runs from base 226 to 546 and encodes 106 amino acids. The record is from RefSeq and is a predicted model, not a curated record. Lineage: Eukaryota; Viridiplantae; Streptophyta; Magnoliopsida; Poales; Poaceae. The transcript is spliced from 2 exons.